AUGGCCGGGCACUCUCAUAGGUCGUCGAUGAAAAAUGGUCAUAAACCAUUUAAAUCUAAACACUCGAGCAAGGGUGCUCAAAAGAAAAUGUUUAAGGGACGGGUAGAGAAAGAACAAAAGAAUGGUAGAACUGUCAAAGUAAUAUCGAAGUUACAGCGGAAGAACGGUGCCAAACAGCUAAGACAACAAAAAAUGGCAGACACACUGGAGGCUAGAAAGCUUUUUGAUGGUUCAAGUGGCGCUCAAAAGAUCGUUACAGUAGUUCCCUUAACGACAGAUGUCGAUGUGGAAGAUGUGAUUAAGAGAUUGAUCGCACCUGAUUAUUUGCUAGAAGAUGACUUGAUGUCUUGGAAUAUACCAAUGCCAAGUAUAAUGAACUUACAAAUUAAGAAAUUUAGAAGUAAACUGAAGGUUAUAGUACCAGACAUGUCCAAUCUUAUAAAUAUACUGGAUAGCACGAAGGUAGCAGACUUUGUCGUCUUUGCCCUCAGUGGUACCUCAGAAGUUGAUCCUGAAUUUGGGGAACAGAUAAUAAGAGCAGUGGAGCUACAAGGAAUUGCGUCUUGUUUUGGUGUCGUCGCAAAUUUAUCCCAAGCUCAUCCUAAAGAGAAGUUCCAGUUAGAUCUCAAGCAAUCUUUGGUAAGCUACUUUAAACAUUUUUUUCCCAACGAAGAGAAUAUCUUCAACCUUGAAAAACCUUCAGAAGCACUAAAUGCUUUAAGAACUUUAUGCCAAAAAUUCCCGCGUCAAGUUAAGUGGCGGGAUAAUAGAGGGUACUUAGUCGCAGAGAGUGUUGACUUCAUUGACGGCGGCGAGGAAGAAGGCGUUUUAGCGGUUGAGGGAACUGUCAGAGGUGUCGGAUUAGAGGCAAACCGCUUGGUACAUGUACCUGGACUUGGUGAUUUUCAAGUUGCUCAGAUCGAGAGAAUCAGUUCUUCUGGAAGAAAGACCCAGAAGAAGACUGAUAGCGAUGACCUUGACCUGGACUUGAACAAUGUAUUUUAUCCAGAUCAAAAUCAAGACUCAUUAGAAGAGUUUGCCCCUCAAGAAUUGGAGAUGGCCGAUGCGUAUGAUGAAAAUGACGACUUUAAGUACGACGACUUAACUGCUGCCCGUUAUGAUGACCACGGAUUUUUACCUGGUAGAGAACAACCUCAGAGAAAUGUUAACAUUCCCAAGGGAACAUCUGAUUAUCAAGCCAGAUGGUACCUCGAUGAUGUGGUCGAAGGCAGUGAGGAAGAAGCUGAUAACGAAAUGCAAAAUUUGAAGGGCGCACACAUGCAGAUAGACGGGGAGUUUUCCAUGGAUGUUGAUGCAGUUUCAUCUCCGCAGAUUGAGGAUGAUGCCCAAACCGACGGUCCCGAUGACAUGUUUGUGGAUCUGUCAGCUGAAGAAGAAGAACGCCAACUGAAAGAAUAUCGUGCACAAGAGAAAGAUGACCUUGAAUUCCCCGAUGAAAUAGAACUAGAACCAUCAGAGUCCGCCAUUGAAGCUUUAAAAAGAUACAGAGGAUUGAAAAACUUACACAAUUGUGUUUGGGAUGUAGACGAAUACGACCCUACUGCACCACCCGAAUGGAAACGCUUGCUGAGAAUUGGGAAUUACAAAAACACCAAGAAUAAAGUAUCGAAAGAGGCUAUCAGGGGUGCUGAAGUCGUUGCUGGAGACUUAGUGAAGGUUUACAUAAAAUUCCCAAGAGCCCUUCUCGAGAAAAUAGUCGAUCCUAAGCAAAUGGUGUUUGCGAUAUAUGGCCUCUUAAAGCAUGAGCACAAGAAUGCUCUGGUCAACUUUUCCAUACAACGUUGGGAAGAAUAUGAGGAUCCUGUGCCUUCUGAGGAGCCCUUGGUUGUACAGUACGGUAUUAGGAGGUACGUCAUUAAUCCCCUCUACUCUUCAACAUCACAUACUCCCAACAACGUCCACAAGUUUGAUAAAUUUUUGCACCAGAAUUCGCUCUCUAUUGCCACUUGCAUUGCGCCUGUUGAUUUUACCCAAUCACCUGCUCUGUUUUUCAAACAGUCCAACGCCAAAUCUAGUGGUCUUGAAUUCGUGGGCCACGGCACAUUCCUAAACGCCGAUCAUACCAGAAUAAUUAGCCAGAGAAUAAUAUUGACUGGACAUCCUUUCAGAUUUCACAAGAGAGUGGUCACCGUCCGGUAUAUGUUUUUCAGACCCGAUGAUGUUGAAUGGUUCAAGUCCAUUCCUCUCUUCACCAAGAGCGGAAGGACUGGGUUCAUCAAAGAAAGUUUGGGUACUCAUGGCUAUUUCAAAGCUUCUUUUGAUGGUAAGCUUUCAGCGCAAGAUGUUGUGGCCAUGUCUCUCUAUAAGAGGGUAUGGCCAAGACCUUCCUUUUUAUACAAUAUGAUGGAGGUGUAA
Messenger RNA from Lachancea fermentati, 2376 nucleotides. NCBI's taxonomy places the organism in Eukaryota, Fungi, Ascomycota, Saccharomycetes, Saccharomycetales, Saccharomycetaceae. The record is from the annotation of a GenBank genome assembly.